Messenger RNA from Physcomitrium patens, 1801 nucleotides. The record is from RefSeq and is a predicted model, not a curated record. Lineage: Eukaryota; Viridiplantae; Streptophyta; Bryopsida; Funariales; Funariaceae.
UGGUGAUGAUAAUACCGCCCUGAGUCUACGGUGCACUUCUCGUCCUGUUUUUGCAUGUCGUGUCCUGUUCUUGACUCAUCUAUCUCACCACUUUAUCUCUUCUCUCUAGAAUUUUCACAUCCUUGUUUCUUUAGUUCUCUCUGCACCCGGCUAUACAGCUUUGAUAUCUUCGACGGGGCUUGGCGGUACUUCUACGAGUGACAACUGCUGUGGUCUUUGCAGACUUCAGGGUGCACAGCGUUUUCUCGGGAUCGUGAGAGACAAGUUGGUGGCUGCAGGAACGAGUACGAUCACGAACUUGAACGAACAUAUCUAGUUACAUGUGCGGUUCUCAUGGGUCCUAAGCAAUGUGUUGCUCGCGAGAGGUUUCUGGAGAAGUCCGACGAAGACAAUUUGGGGAAGGUUACACCCCGUCCACGGUUGUGGAACAGGAAGUGCACUGCGGUGGGCUCUAUGUGCGGGAUGGUGAGAUCGACGGUGCUGGAGCGACGUUUGCUCGCGAUGGUCAUUCUCAUGUGCUGCGUCGGAUUCAUCUUUCUAUCGACAUCCAGAGAUAUUUUGGAGCCCAAGCCAUGGCACUCGGACAAAAUGUGGCAUUAUCCUGUUGCGUUUCCGCGGUGCUCUAUAGAUGCCUGCUUUAAUUUUUCGCGUUGUGAGCACAGUGAUGAAAUUCUUGUGUACACCUACAAUGAUCCAGAGCCAAAGCAGAACCCGACAUAUUUUGAACUCCUGCCCUCGUCAAAAUGGCACACUAACGAUCCUCAAGAAGCCUGUCUCUUCUUUUACUUCUCCGAUUCUAAGGCUAAUAAAGCAGCUUGGAGGAAACCGGAUCCCAGGAACUUGCCUCACUGGAACGGUGGGCUUAACCAUGUGUUCGUCACUUUUGCAGAUCGAUGGGCGCAGACCAAUCCGCCGCCUGGGUCAAUUGGGAUGGCAUCGAUUCUUAGCACGGAGCUCCAUGACACAACCUACAGACCGGGUUUUGACAUUGCUAUCCCUCUCCCCCGCAGGAACGUCAAUGUGAUUACAGGCCUUUCUGAGUUGAAGCCCUUUGAGAGGAAGUACUUCUUGACUUUUAAAGGGACCAGGUAUUUGUCGCGCGAGGGGAAGUUUCGUAGCGGAUCUGAAUUUCGAGGCAUGCAUGAUGGAAAGGAUGUUGUGGUUGUCACAACAUGCAAUCACGGGACAAACAAUAAGCUCCGAUUUUGGCAACCAUGGCGCGGCGCAGGAUGUGCAGAAGACCAAACAGUGUUUGACAGCUACGAUUUUAUGGAGCUUAUGAACACAACGUUUGGUCUUGCUCCCGCGGGUCGAUCACCUGCUUCCUACCGAAUGCUGGAGGUGCUAAGUGCCGGCGCGAUCCCUGUGCUGGUCGCAGACAAUUAUGUCAAACCUUUUGAGACUUUAAUUAAGUGGCAGCGCUGCCUCUUGCAAUUUCCGACAAGCGAGAUCCAUCGCAUUGUUCCAACCUUGCGUGCUUUGUCUAAGAAAGAAGUGGAGAUGCGGCAACGAUAUUGUCAACAGAUAUUUCAAAGCGUACUAAAGGACGACAGUACACUGAUGCAGUCCGUCAUGAGAUCUCUCAGAGAAAGGUUUAUGGGAAUGUUGCCAAACUUACCCUUGACACACGAUGAAUAGGGUCCCACGGGGAGUAACAGGAAGUUAUGAUCAACUCUAUGCAGUUGGGGGUUCUUUCACUGGUUGCAGACUUGUUAACGUUGGGCUACACCUUGCCCUUUCUCUUUUGAAGAGUGUUACCCCAUUUUUACCCUGCAUUAGAAGAAAUCUGCCAUUACUUUUC